AUGACAUCUGAUCUAAACUCCAUAAACAUUCAAGCUUGCGUUAUCUCAAGCACAGAAGAAUUGGAUUGCUAUAACUGGAAGCCUUUUAUAGUAUCUCCCCUCAUAACCCUUAUGGAGCUCAAAUCUUUUUUACUCAAUAGCCUAAGCAUUUCUGAGGAUUGUGACCUAAAAGUCCUUACAGAAAUUCAGCAGGGCUCUUAUUGCUUUCAUUCCUUAUCUGAUAAUCAAUACCUUACAUUAGAAAAAGCUGGCAUCCAGAAUAACACAAAACUGUGCCUAGAAAUUAAAAAAUGUGAAAAUUAUGCUGCGUUACGCAUGAAUGAGUUUUAUAAUGAAGCUCCUAUCGAAACUUUUAUUGAUAUUUUAAACCAAAGUCAAUCAGAUUCCACAGAAAUUGUAUCAAGCUCGACUGAGGCGUAUCCGGACCAAGAAGAUUUUUAUAUAACAAGAUCGAUGUAUGAGCAGCAAAACUUUAUAAAUUCACAAGAGGAAUGCUUGCGUAGACCAGACCUCAGCAUUGUGAUAGAACAAAUCAAUAAUGCGUUGAAAGACAAAAAUAAAAUAAAAUUGCAAAUAUUCAUAUUAAGAUGGGCAGGCUGCCAUUAAUAAACAGCUAAUUGUUUUAAAAAAAAAACUAGACAAAUGAAUUAUUCUUUUAAAAAAGAUAUAAAGCCCUUAUCAAGCUUAAAGAAAAGCAUAAACCGAAUUAGUGAAGAAUUAAAUGAGUUAAAAAAAGUGUGAUAA
Molecule: messenger RNA, 744 nt
Organism: Blepharisma stoltei
Lineage: Eukaryota; Ciliophora; Heterotrichea; Heterotrichida; Blepharismidae
Source: the annotation of a GenBank genome assembly